Molecule: messenger RNA, 2253 nt
Organism: Daphnia pulicaria
Lineage: Eukaryota; Metazoa; Arthropoda; Branchiopoda; Diplostraca; Daphniidae
Gene: eRF1
Product: eukaryotic peptide chain release factor subunit 1
Exons: 10
Coding region: 194-1504 (436 amino acids)
Biological process (GO): cytoplasmic translational termination
Cellular component (GO): cytosol; translation release factor complex
Molecular function (GO): sequence-specific mRNA binding; translation release factor activity, codon specific
Source: RefSeq, a predicted model, not a curated record
AUUUCGAUAUCGAAAUCACGGAAUCCACGACCCAUGUGCUGGUGUGAAGCGGUGUUCUGAGAAAGUGUUUUACGUGAGCAACUCGUGUAAUUUUUAUAAACCCUUUUUUUCGUCCACGACAAAGAUUCCCACUUGUUUUUUAUAGUGAGGUUUCAUCUAUUUGCUGCUUUCCUAUAGCCCCUAAACCAGUGUCAUGGAGGAGAACUCUGCAGAUAGGAAUGUUGAGAUCUGGAAGAUCAAAAAACUCAUCAAAAGCUUGGAACUUGCAAGAGGAAAUGGUACAAGCAUGAUUUCGCUCAUCAUCCCUCCUAAAGAUCAGAUUGCUCGGAUCAGCAAAAUGUUGGCUGAUGAAUUCGGUACUGCCUCCAAUAUUAAAUCUCGAGUAAACAGGCUCUCUGUCCUGGGUGCCAUCACAUCUGUCCAACAGAGAUUAAAACUGUAUGCCAAAGUACCCCCUAAUGGUUUGGUCAUAUAUUGUGGAACAAUUGUCACAGAAGAGGGUAAAGAGAAGAAAGUGAACAUUGAUUUUGAGCCUUUCAAGCCCAUCAAUACAUCACUUUAUUUGUGUGACAACAAGUUCCAUACAGAAGCCUUGACAGCAUUGUUAGCUGACGAUAACAAAUUUGGUUUCAUUAUUAUGGAUGGUAACGGGGCGUUGUUUGGAACACUCCAAGGAAACACGAGAGAAGUUUUACAUAAAUUUACUGUCGAAUUACCCAAAAAGCACGGACGUGGUGGUCAGUCUGCCUUGCGUUUCGCCCGUUUACGUAUGGAAAAGCGACACAAUUACGUCCGUAAAGUGGCCGAGGUAGCCACUCAAAUGUUCAUAUCCAACGAUAAGGUGACGGCUGCAGGCCUCAUCUUAGCAGGAAGUGCUGACUUCAAGACGGAGCUCUCUCAAUCGGAUAUGUUCGAUCCGAGAUUGCAAGUCAAAAUUAUCAAGAUGGUCGACAUCUCUUACGGUGGUGAAAACGGCUUCAACCAGGCAAUCGAGCUUGCAGCAGAGAGUCUUGCCAAUGUGAAGUUUAUCCAGGAAAAGAAGCUGAUUGGUCGAUACUUUGAUGAAAUCAGCCAGGAUACGGGCAAGUACUGCUUUGGUGUCGACGAUACGCUGAAAGCACUGGAACUUGGCGCUGUUGAAAUUCUCAUUUGUUGGGAGAAUUUGGACAUUAUGCGCUACAUGCUCAAGAUUCCCGGUACGGAAGCGACCAAAGUUCUGCACUUAACGCCCGAACAGCAAAAAGACAACACGCAUUUCACGGACAAGGAUAGCGGUACCGAAAUGGAAUUGAUAGAAAGUCAGCCGCUACUGGAGUGGCUGGCAAACAAUUAUAAAUCGUUUGGUGCGACGCUUGAAAUCAUCACCGAUAAAUCCCAAGAAGGCUCCCAGUUCGUCAGAGGGUUUGGUGGCAUUGGAGGCAUUUUACGCUACAAGGUGGAUAUGCAAAGUUUACAAGGCGACGGCCCCCUGGACGAUCAAGUCUACGAUUUGGACGAUUAUUAAGACACCCUCUAGGAUUAUCAUCAACGGUUUCGGACCAUUUAUCACGCAUCCAACGGAUAAAAUAAAGUUUUUUUCCCUGCAUAUGACACCCGUCGAUUGCGUUCAGCUGUUACUUUUUUCUUUCCAACUUGAACGCUGCAACGAACUUGUUUUUCCUGUUCAAUCGGAGCGGGAAAAAUGUGGAAGAAAUCAUCAAGAGUGCAUCAAUUCCUCUUCUAUUUUUUUUUCUUUUCUAUUUUUACAUUGGACUGGAGGGGAAAUCUUAGGUGAAAUUAUGCGAUUGUCAUAUUUUUUUUUUGAAAUUUUUUUUUCUCGGUAGGGAAAUAUGAAUUGACUACCGCAAUUUCAAGAACUUUAUAUGAAAUGAAUUUAUGUUUGCUGGUUUAUUCACACACAAACACAAGCGGGGAUCGUCUUUCAUCGUUCCUCGUCGAGUGACGUCUGGGUUUUCCUACCUAGAAUCUGAAACAAGUCACUUCGAUAAAACAAAAAUGAAAAAUUAAUGGGGGGACGCUCGUGUUUCAAUUCUCCAUCCAUAGUUUUCUUUUGCUGCAUCAACACUUGCGUAUUUUUUAACUAUUCCUUUCAAGAAAAACAAACAAACAAAAUCUUCUUCACUGAACAUUGUUCAUACUUUUUUUUUGUCAUUCUGUCGUUUUGAGUUUGUGGAACACGAGUUUUGUCGAAAGAUUUACCUCCGUGAAAUACACACUUGCCGACACGUGGUGUUGGUUUGAGUUGGAAUUUGA